AUGUACAGCAGCAUUACUCCAAUCUGCUUUACAAGCCCUCCAAUUGAGAAGCCAAUUGGCAAAGAAAGCAUGCCUCAAACUCCUCCCUUUUCAGCAAUGUUUGACAGCAGUGGUUACAACCGAAACCUCUAUCAGUCUGCAGAGGACAGCUGUGGAGGGUUGUAUUACCAUGACAACAACCUCCUCUCCGGAUCUCUGGAAGCACUCAUCCAGCACUUAGUACCUAAUGUGGAUUACUAUCCGGAUAGAACGUACAUAUUUACCUUCCUACUGAGUUCUCGGUUAUUUAUGCAUCCGUAUGAGCUAAUGGCCAAAGUUUGCCACUUAUGUGUUGAGCACCAGAGACUAAGUGAUCCUAGUGGUGAUAAGAAUCAGAUAAGAAAAAUUGCACCCAAAAUUCUUCAACUCCUGACAGAAUGGACAGAAACAUUUCCUUAUGAUUUUCGGGAUGAAAGAAUGAUGAGAAACUUAAAAGAUCUGGCUCACCGAAUAGCCAGUGGCGAGGAGACAUAUAGGAAGAAUGUCCAGCAGAUGAUCCAGUGUCUAAUCCGCAAACUUGCCGCGCUCAGCCAGUAUGAGGAAGUCCUGGCAAAAAUCAGCUCCACGUCAACAGAUCGGCUCACAGUUCUCAAGACCAAGCCACAGUCCAUACAAAGGGACAUUAUUACUGUCUGCAGUGACCCUUACACGUUGGCCCAGCAGCUGACUCACAUAGAGCUGGAGAGGCUCAAUUAUAUUGGCCCAGAAGAAUUUGUUCAGGCAUUUGUGCAGAAGGACCCUUUGGACAAUGACAAGAGUUGCUACAGUGAACGGAAGAAAACACGAAACUUAGAAGCUUACGUGGAAUGGUUUAAUCGUCUCAGCUACUUGGUUGCUACAGAAAUCUGCAUGCCUGUAAAGAAGAAGCACCGAGCAAGGAUGAUUGAGUAUUUCAUUGAUGUAGCUCGGGAGUGUUUUAACAUUGGCAACUUUAAUUCCUUGAUGGCAAUAAUCUCUGGCAUGAAUAUGAGCCCAGUCUCUCGACUGAAAAAAACUUGGGCCAAAGUGAAGACAGCCAAGUUUGACGUUCUUGAGCAUCAGAUGGACCCUUCAAGCAAUUUCUACAAUUAUCGAACAGCUCUUCGUGGGGCGGCACAAAGGUCUUUAACUGCUCAUAGCAGCAGAGAGAAGAUUGUGAUACCAUUCUUCAGUCUUUUAAUCAAAGAUAUUUAUUUCCUCAAUGAGGGGUGUGCCAACCGCCUUCCCAACGGCCAUGUCAACUUUGAGAAAUUUUGGGAACUGGCCAAACAAGUGAGUGAAUUCAUGACAUGGAAGCAAGUGGAGUGUCCAUUUGAGAGAGACCGGAAGAUCUUACAGUACUUGCUCACAGUACCAGUCUUUAGUGAAGAUGCUCUCUACUUGGCUUCCUAUGAGAGUGAAGGACCUGAAAACCAUAUAGAGAAAGACAGAUGGAAGUCCUUAAGGUCCAGCCUCCUGGGCAGAGUUUAA
Molecule: messenger RNA, 1488 nt
Organism: Mesoplodon densirostris (Blainville's beaked whale)
Lineage: Eukaryota; Metazoa; Chordata; Mammalia; Artiodactyla; Ziphiidae
Gene: RASGEF1B
Product: RasGEF domain family member 1B
Exons: 14
Coding region: 1-1488 (495 amino acids)
Biological process (GO): positive regulation of GTPase activity; Ras protein signal transduction
Cellular component (GO): plasma membrane
Molecular function (GO): guanyl-nucleotide exchange factor activity
Source: RefSeq, a predicted model, not a curated record